Messenger RNA from Colletotrichum spaethianum, 1767 nucleotides. Its product is annotated as fatty acid amide hydrolase. Bases 1 to 1767 code for a protein of 588 amino acids. NCBI's taxonomy places the organism in Eukaryota, Fungi, Ascomycota, Sordariomycetes, Glomerellales, Glomerellaceae. The transcript is spliced from 3 exons. Gene Ontology annotation, molecular function: catalytic activity. The record is from RefSeq and is a predicted model, not a curated record.
AUGAGUACCGAGACCCGGAAGAAGUUCAUCAACUACCCUCUGCCGAUUCCUGGUAUGGAAUGCGUGUGGUUCGUGCGGUCAUAUAUCUGGGAAAACGCAGGCUUCGGAAGUAUUAGGAAGAUCCGCAAGCACAUCGAAGAUGCUGAGCCUCGUUACGACCCUACUGUUAUACCCGUGCCGACAGAAGAGGCCAAGGACCCGGCUGUCCUCCACCGCGAAAGUGCCGUGAAGUCGAAGCCGCACCCCUUCAAAUACUACUCCGUCAACGACUAUCAUGAGAUGUAUUUGUCAGGCGCAGUCACACCACUUGCCGUUGCCCGAGCCAUUUUGCCGUUGAUACGUCGCGACACAAACCCGCCGGGUGAGCACUCAAUCGCGUGGUUCGACACCAAGGUCGCGCAAGUUUUGGCCGCUGCUGAGGCUUCUACGAAGCGAUACAAAGAGGGGCGCCCACUGGGGCCUCUUGAUGGUGUUCCUACGGCUGUGAAAGAUGAGUACGAGAUUGACGGAUACCGGACCUGUCUCGGCUCAAGGAACGAUUACACUACGCAGGCCGAACCUGGCCAGUCCAUCACAAGCUGGUGCGUUAGAAAGUUGGAAGAUGCAGGCGCUGUCGUUCUUGGGAAGCUGUCUAUGCACGAAUUCGGACUUGACACAACCGGAAACAACCCAAUUUACGGAACGCCGCGAAACCCUUACAACCGCGGCUACUACACUGGUGGAAGCUCGUCAGGAGCCGGAUAUGUUGUUGCGACUGGCUUGGUUCCCGUAGCCCUCGGUAGCGACGGCGGUGGCAGCAUCCGCAUUCCCUCGUCCAUGUGCGGUGUUUACGGCCUCAAGCCUACCCACGGCCGCGUUUCGUUUCACCCCUGCCCAAAUCACAGCAAUAGCUGCGCAGUGAAUGGCCCCAUCGCCGCAGACAUCGAGUCCCUCGCAACCUACUUCGAAACAAUCGGUGCGCCGCACCCCGAUUCCAACUUCAUCCAGGCGUCCCCCUUCAUCUCCUCCCCUAGCGAGAAGCGCGGCAAGAUUCUCGGUAUCCCCGAGGCCUGGUUCGGUCAGGCGGACCCGGCUAUUCAGCGCAUGUGCAGAGCCAUGAUCACGAAACUAGUCACGCAGCAUGGAUACACCACCGUCCCUAUUGAUAUCCCGUUCUUGGUUGAAGGCCAGUUUGCGCACGCCAUGACCGUUCUCACCGACGGUGCCGCCCUCCUCCCGGAGACCAAGAACCUCACACCCGCGAAUCGUAUCCUGCUCGCGAUUGGACGUGUUACAUCCGCCAUGGACUACCUUCUCGCGCAGAAGCUCCGCGGUCUGCUCAUGUCACACCUUGCGCACCUCUGGCGCAUGUACCCCGGCAUGAUCAUCGUCACCCCCACGACUGCCUGCGCAGGCUGGCCUAUCAUGAGCAAGGGUGAGUUGGCCUACGGCUUGAGCGACGGCGACCGCACCAUCAGGUCGAUGGAGUACGUAUGGAUGGGCAACUUCUGCGGACUCCCGGGCGUCACGGUUCCAGCGGGCUACGUCGUGCCACACGAUCAGCCAGGUGCCGGUGGCGAGGCUGGUCCCGAGACAUUGGGCAAGGUUCCCAUUGGGCUUAUGGGCAUGGGCGAGUGGACGGAUGAGCACAGCCUCCUCGAGUUCGGGCUCGACGCUGAAGAGCUGUUCGCAAAGGAGCGUUGCAGGCCGCCAACCUGGGUUGACGUCAUUCAGCGGGCCAAGGAUGACAUGGCAAAGACCGGGGAGGACAGCUUGAUAGACAUUUAG